Myotis davidii is the source of this 2494-nucleotide messenger RNA. It is a transcript of the gene SF1, whose product is annotated as splicing factor 1. The transcript is spliced from 12 exons. Gene Ontology annotation, molecular function: zinc ion binding; mRNA binding. Gene Ontology annotation, biological process: regulation of mRNA splicing, via spliceosome. The record is from RefSeq and is a predicted model, not a curated record. The coding region runs from base 101 to 1711 and encodes 536 amino acids. Lineage: Eukaryota; Metazoa; Chordata; Mammalia; Chiroptera; Vespertilionidae. Gene Ontology annotation, cellular component: nucleus.
CAUCUUACGAACUUUAUUUCCUUUAGACUUCCCAAGUAAGAAGCGGAAGAGGAGCCGCUGGAAUCAAGACACAAUGGAACAGAAAACGGUGAUUCCAUGAAUGCCUACAGUUAUCCCCCCUGGACUCACUCGGGAACAAGAGAGAGCUUAUAUAGUGCAACUGCAGAUAGAAGACCUGACUCGUAAACUGCGCACAGGAGACCUGGGCAUCCCCCCUAACCCUGAGGACAGGUCCCCUUCCCCUGAGCCCAUCUACAAUAGCGAGGGGAAGCGGCUUAACACCCGUGAGUUCCGCACGCGCAAGAAGCUGGAAGAGGAGCGGCAUAACCUCAUCACAGAAAUGGUUGCUCUCAACCCUGACUUCAAGCCGCCCGCAGAUUACAAACCUCCAGCAACACGUGUGAGUGAUAAAGUAAUGAUUCCACAAGAUGAGUAUCCAGAAAUCAACUUUGUGGGGCUGCUCAUUGGGCCCAGAGGGAACACAUUGAAGAACAUAGAGAAGGAGUGCAAUGCGAAGAUAAUGAUCCGGGGCAAAGGGUCUGUGAAAGAAGGGAAAGUUGGGCGCAAAGAUGGCCAGAUGUUGCCAGGAGAAGAUGAGCCACUUCAUGCCCUGGUUACCGCCAACACCAUGGAGAAUGUGAAGAAAGCAGUAGAGCAGAUAAGAAACAUCUUGAAGCAAGGGAUUGAGACCCCUGAGGACCAGAAUGACCUUCGGAAGAUGCAACUUCGGGAGUUGGCUCGCUUGAAUGGGACCCUUAGGGAAGAUGAUAACAGGAUCUUGAGACCCUGGCAGAGCUCAGAGACCCGUAGCAUUACCAAUACUACAGUGUGUACCAAGUGCGGAGGGGCUGGCCACAUUGCUUCUGAUUGCAAAUUCCAAAGGCCUGGUGACCCGCAGUCAGCUCAGGAUAAAGCUCGGAUGGAUAAAGAAUAUUUGUCCCUCAUGGCUGAACUGGGUGAAGCUCCUGUGCCAGCAUCUGUGGGCUCCACCUCUGGGCCUGCCAGCACACCUCUGGCCAGUGCGCCUCGGCCUGCUGCUCCCGCCAACAACCCACCUCCACCGUCUCUCAUGUCUACCACCCAGAGCCGCCCACCCUGGAUGAAUUCUGGCCCUUCAGAGAGUCGGCCCUACCACGGCAUGCACGGAGGUGGUCCUGGUGGCCCUGGAGGCGGCCCCCACAGCUUCCCACACCCAUUACCCAGCCUCACAGGUGGGCAUGGUGGUCAUCCCAUGCAGCACAACCCUAAUGGACCCCCACCUCCUUGGAUGCAGCCACCACCACCGCCGAUGAACCAGGGCCCCCACCCACCUGGGCACCAUGGCCCUCCUCCAAUGGGUAAAUCAGUACCUGGGAAGUACGCCUGUGGGCUCUGGGGUCUAUCGCCUGCAUCAAGGAAAAGGUAUGAUGCCGCCACCGCCUAUGGGCAUGAUGCCGCCACCGCCGCCGCCACCCAGUGGGCAACCUCCUCCCCCGCCUACUGGUCCUCUUCCUCCAUGGCAACAGCAGCAGCAGCAGCCUCCACCACCCCCUCCGCCCAGCAGCAGUAUGGCUUCCAGUACCCCCUUGCCAUGGCAGCAAAGAUCCCUCCCCGCAGCGGCGAUGGCCCGAGCCAUGAGAGUGAGGACUUUCCGCGCCCAUUGGUGACCCUUCCAGGCAGACAGCCUCAGCAGCGCCCCUGGUGGACAGGAUGGUUCGGCAAAGCAGCCUGAGUUAUUUUUGUGGACGGAAUCGGAACACGCUGGCUCCAUAUUGUGAAAUUUUUAUUAAUUUUUUUCUUUUUCCUUUGUUAUUUCCUUAUCUCUUCCUUCCUUCAGACUCCGUCCAAGGAGAUGCUCUCCCCGGUCUUCUGCUGCAAUCAGAUUACUUUGCCUUUUCUCCAUUCCUCAUUCUUCUCUUUCCAAGGAGAGAGGAGCAAAUGGUUUUAGGCCAAGGCCUUGGCCACUAAUGUCAGGCUAGUUUGGACAGGGGUGUUCCUUUGGUUCUAAGAUUUCCAAGGUGCCAUCGCCACCCCAAGAUUAUUAUUUUUUUUAAGUGUGGAAUUUUGUGUCUCCUACCCUCAUAGAGUAGUGGCUUAACCUCCAGCUCCGGGAUUCAUGUCCAUCCUGACACCCUGCCAGCAGUAGGUGUGGCUGCCCACGCCACCUUGGGUUUGUCUGCCAGACCAGGUCGUUUCCAUGUUCCUGAGCACCUCAGCUGCCUCAUAUUCCAUUUGUUCCUCUCCUUCCUGGAAGGCUUCCUUUUAAAUUUUCUUUUAAUUCCAAAUGUCUGGAUGUUUUGCAGUGUCUAGGGUGUUGAGCCCCUUGUUUUUUUCAUUCUGCUCCCCCACCCCAUCCCUUUUCAUGGAGUGAUUAUGUUGACAAUAAUGUAUAACGCGCGUUCUCUUCACUGGUUUAUCUGCAGAAAUUUCUCUGGGCUUUUUUUUUUUCCAGUGUAUGAUUCAACACUGCGUUAAAGGGGGAUGUUCCAUUGAAUAAAAGAGCAGUGUGGUUUUC